Cordyceps militaris CM01 is the source of this 2289-nucleotide messenger RNA. Its product is annotated as C6 transcription factor. The coding region runs from base 1 to 2289 and encodes 762 amino acids. The record is from RefSeq and is a predicted model, not a curated record. Gene Ontology annotation, molecular function: zinc ion binding; sequence-specific DNA binding; DNA-binding transcription factor activity, RNA polymerase II-specific. Gene Ontology annotation, cellular component: nucleus. The transcript has 7 exons. Gene Ontology annotation, biological process: DNA-templated transcription; positive regulation of transcription by RNA polymerase II. Lineage: Eukaryota; Fungi; Ascomycota; Sordariomycetes; Hypocreales; Cordycipitaceae.
AUGGAACGAGCCACGCUCCGGAAGCUGAAAGCACGGCGCACCACGAAUGCGUGCUCCCCUUGUCGCCAGAGCAAGAUCAAGUGCUCCGGCGAGGAGCCGUGCCAGAACUGCCAGAGGCGUCUGGUUCGCUGCCACUUCACUCAAGGAAAUAACAAGGUCGUUGUCACCGAGAAAUACCUCCAGGACUUGCGAGAGCUCGCAAAAGGGCAUCGUCGGGCCUCGUCGGCCGCAACGGCUGAAACAAGCAACAGCGGCGAUCAACCGCCAACUGGCGGCAGCCAGCCCAGUCCACAGGAUGGUCCUCCAUCAGUCGUGUCCGCAUCGUUCCAGGCCGCCCAGGACAGCAACACGCCUCCCCUUUCAAAGUCACCCAUUCACCAUGGACCUCUGCUCGGACUGAAGCCCUCGACUGAAACCGUGUUUGGUGCUCACGGCAGCGCAUACGGUAUGAGCGGUCCCGGGAUCAAUAGAAGUCCAACUUCCCAGUCAAUUCUGCCUGGUAAUCCAUUUGAGCGGUCGAAUUGCCAGCACGAGGCCGGCCCCGACGUGUCUGCAACGGGGCCGAGCCCAGGUUGGAUGCCCGCAAACCACCUCCAGGCCAAACAAAAGAGCAUGGAGUGGGUGUCUGCAGCCUCUGCCCGCUCCGAAACCAAGCUAACCCCGCGCAUAGUCUGGUUGGCGCCCUGGUCCACAUGGUCGUUUACAGUUCGCCUAACCCUAAUGCUUUCCGACAAGCUGCGCCCGGAAGAUACAACUCUGCCGCCUAGUCUACUCGGUACCGAGACGUACAUACUAACGUAUAGAACAUCCUCUUCGAAUGACCUCCCAGAUGUUAGCAACCUCCCUUCGCUAAGCCAUGCCCUUUAUCUCUUCAACACUGUCAAGUUUCACCUUGGUCAGACGUAUCGAUUAUUUGAUGAAGACGAGUUCGAGCAACAAAUCCGAGACUUUUAUCCCAAUGCACUGCCAAAGGCUGUUGAAUGUCCUUUGUGGUUCAGCAAGUUCCUCCUUGCCAUGGCCUUUGGAACGGCAUUUCACGCACCUCCCAGCAACAGUCAGGAUCCUCCCGGCAGCAAGUUCUUCGCAAGAGCGAUGGCCUUAUUACCAGAGCCAAAUUCUCUCUGGAAGGACAGUUUUAUGGCCAUGGAAGUCUUGGCACUGGGAGGCUUGUAUUUGUAUUCUGUUGACCAGCGAGAGGCUGCUAAUUUUGUUCUCGGCCAAGCAGUCCGAAUUGCGCAAUUGGAGGGGAUGCACACCAACUUGCCAGAACAUGAGCUCGGCACUGGGCUGACCACCUAUGCCCGCGACCUCUGGUGGACGCUUUAUAUCAUGGAUCGGCACUUCUCGUCAUCGGUAGGGCUACCAAUGUCGGUUCAGGACAGCGACAUCACAACGCUUGUCAGUCCGCCGGGAACAGGCACGGCAGCAGACAGUGCGCGCAGCCUGCAGGUCAAUCUCUCACAUCUGAUGUCCGUAAUCCUGACCACUGUUUCACCCACGCAUGUCUACAAAUCUGAUGGUCAAAAAGCGGUCUACAAGCCUAGCUGUGUGGUCUUUGCAACCCGACCUCUUCUUUUAUCCGUCAUGAAGGAAAGGCUUGACUUGCUGGGGUGUCGGGGCGAUGAGGACUGGACCGACUUUUUAGCGCAGACGGGCUCCGUCAUCUCCACGGGCAUCAAAUCGGCUGCGAAGACGCUUCAGAUUCUGACCAGCGAAUACAGCGUUCUGGGUAAGGAUGGCCGAGAUCCUAAUGACUGCCUGACGUGGCUCACCAACAUUUCUUCAGAUUCCUUUCUUCCAUACGACGUGGAGUUCACGUUUGGGGCUGCCCUCAAUCUCACUAUGGCUAAUGCCGUAUUUCCUGGCGUGGUAGAUUACGAAAUUUGCCAUGGGAUGUCACAUCAGAUCCUGGAUGACCUGGUUGCUAGGGGAAAUCGGGUGGCUCUCGCACGACGAUCGGAGCUUUCACAUCUAGAGGAUCUCUGCCAUGAGUUGAUCUCUAGAGGAAACCAGCAGGGACUGGCGACAUUGCAGCUACUCGGACCCGAGCCGCAAAUGAUAGACAUUGGUAGAAAGUCGGGCGGUAACAAUGACGUGAUGGACGAGUCACAUCCGCUGACCAGCGACAUGGACAUGAGCCAAACCAUGCACCUGUUACCACACACACACCCAAUGAGGGAUUCCGAGUUCCUCGAAAAUAUUGGCAUCUCUUCCGAAGACUUCCUCUCCAUCGUUGAAGGAAUGGGUGACCCUGACACCUUCCCCGACAAUAUGUUGACGUUGAACUGA